GUGGUGAACAGGUUUAGAGAGGAGAGAGUGGUGGUGAACAGGUUUAGAGAGGAGAGAGUGGUGGUGAACAGGUUUAGAGAGGAGAGAGUGGUGGUGAACAGGUUUAGAGAGGAGAGAGUGGUGGUGGUGAACAGGUUUAGAGAGGAGAGAGUGGUGGUGGUGAACAGGUUUAGAGAGGAGAGAGUGGUGGUGAACAGGUUUAGAGAGGAGAGAGUGGUGGUGAACAGGUUUAGAGAGGAGAGAGUGGUGGUGGUGAACAGGUUUAGAGAGGAGAGAGUGGUGGUGAACAGGUUUAGAGAGGAGAGAGUGGUGGUGAACAGGUUUAGAGAGGAGAGAGUGGUGGUGGUGAACAGGUUUAGAGAGGAGAGAGUGGUGGUGGUGAACAGGUUUAGAGAGGAGAGAGUGGUGGUGAACAGGUUUAGAGAGGAGAGAGUGGUGGUGGUGAACAGGUUUAGAGAGGAGAGAGUGGUGGUGAACAGGUUUAGAGAGGAGAGAGUGGUGGUGAACAGGUUUAGAGAGGAGAGGGAGGUGGUGAACAGGUUUAGAGAGGAGAGAGUGGUGGUGAACAGGUUUAGAGAGGAGAGAGUGGUGGUGGUGAACAGGUUUAGAGAGGAGAGAGUGGUGGUGGUGAACAGGUUUAGAGAGGAGAGAGUGGUGGUGAACAGGUUUAGAGAGGAGAGAGUGGUGGUUGUGAACAGGUUUAGAGAGGAGAGAGUGGUGGUGGUGAACAGGUUUAGAGAGGAGAGAGUGGUGGUGAACAGGUUUAGAGAGGAGAGAGUGGUGGUGAACAGGUUUAGAGAGGAGAGAGUGGUGGUAGUGAACAGGUUUAGAGAGGAGAGAGUGGUGGUGGUGAACAGGUUUAGAGAGGAGAGAGUGGUGGUGAACAGGUUUAGAGAGGAGAGAGUGGUGGUGAACAGGUUUAGAGAGGAGAGAGUGGUGGUGAACAGCUUUAGAGAGGAGAGAGUGGUGGUGGUGAACAGGUUUAGAGUGGAGAGAGUGGAGGUGGUGAACAGGUUUAGAGAGGAGAGAGUGGUAGUGAAUAGGUUUAGAGAGGAGAGAGUGGUGGUGGUGAACAGGUUUAGAGAGGAGAGAGUGGUAGUGAACAGGUUUAGAGAGGAGAGAGUGGUGGUGGUGAACAGGUUUAGAGAGGAGAGAGUGGUAGUGAACAGGUUUAGAGAGGAGAGAGUGGUGGUGGUGAACAGGUUUAGAGAGGAGAGAGUGGUAGUGAACAGGUUUAGAGAGGAGAGAGUGGUGGUGAACAGGUUUAGAGAGGAGAGAGUGGUAGUGAACAGGUUUAGAGAGGAGAGAGUGGUGGUGAACAGGUUUAGAGAGGAGAGAGUGGUGGUGAACAGGUUUAGAGAGGAGAGAGUGGUGGUGGUGAACAAGUUUAGAGAGGAGAGAGUGGUAGUGGUGAACAGGUUUAGAGAGGAGAGAGUGGUGGUGGUGAACAAGUUUAGAGAGGAGAGAGUGAUGGUGAACAGGUUUAGAGAGGAGAGAGUGGUAGUGAACAGGUUUAGAGAUGAGAGAGUGGUGGUGGUGAACAGGUUUAGAGAGGAGAUAGUGGUGGUGGUGAACAGGUUUAGAGAGGAGAGAGUGGUGGUAGUGAACAGGUUUAGAGAGGAGAGAGUGGUGGUGAACAGGUUUAGAGAGGAGAGAGUGGUGGUGGUGAACAGGUUUAGAGAGGAGAGAGUGGUGGUGAACAGGUUUAGAGAGGAGAGAGUGGUGGUGGUGAACAGGUUUAGAGAGGAGAGAGUGGUGGUGAACAGGUUUAGAGAGGAGAGAGUGGUGGUGAACAGGUUUAGAGAGGAGAGAGUGGUGGUGGUGAACAGGUUUAGAGAGGAGAGAGUGGUGGUGGUGAACAGGUUUAGAGAGGAGAGAGUGGUGGUGGUGAACAGGUUUAGAGAGGAGAGAGUGGUGGUGGUGAACAGGUUUAGAGAGGAGAGAGUGGUGGUGGUGAACAAGUUUAGAGAGGAGAGAGUGGUGGUGAACAGGUUUAGAGAGGAGAGAGUGGUGGUGAACAGGUUUAGAGAGAAGAGAGUGGUGGUGAACAGGUUUAGAGAGGAGAGAGUGGUGGUGAACAGGUUUAGAGAGGAGAGAGUGGUGGUGAACAGGUUUAGAGAGGAGAGAGUGGUGGUAGUGAACAGGUUUAGAGAGGAGAGAGUGGUGGUGAACAGGUUUAGAGAGGAGAGAGUGGUGGUGAACAGGUUUAGAGAGGAGAGAGUGGUGGUAGUGAACAGGUUUAGAGAGGAGAGAGUGGUGGUGAACAGGUUUAGAGAGGAGAGAGUGGUGGUGAACAGGUUUAGAGAGGAGAGAGUGGUGGUGAACAGGUUUAGAGAGGAGAGAGUGGUGGUGAACAGGUUUAGAGAGGAGAGAGUGGUGGUGAACAGGUUUAGAGAGGAGAGAGUGGUGGUGAACAGGUUUAGAGAGGAGAGAGUGGUGGUGGUGAACAGGUUUAGAGAGGAGAGAGUGGUGGUGGUGAACAGGUUUAGAGAGGAGAGAGUGGUGGUGGUGAACAGGUUUAGAGAGGAGAGAGUGGUGGUGCUGAACAGGUUUAGAGAGGAGAGAGUGGUGGUGGUGAACAGGUUUAGAGAGGAGAGAGUGGUGGUGGUGAACAGGUUUAGAGAAGAGAGAGUGGUGGUGGUGAACAGGUUUAGAGAGGAGAGAGUGGUGGUGGUGAACAGGUUUAGAGAGGAGAGAGUGGUGGUGAACAGGUUUAGAGAGGAGAUAGUGGUGGUGAACAGGUUUAGAGAGGAGAGAGUGGUGGUGAACAGGUUUAGAGAGGAGAGAGUGGUGGUGAACAGGUUUAGAGAGGAGAGAGUGGUGGUGGUGAACAGGUUUAGAGAGGAGAGAGUGGUGGUGAACAGGUUUAGAGAGGAGAUAGUGGUGUGGUGAACAGGUUUAGAGAGGAGAGAGUGGUGGUGAACAGGUUUAGAGAGGAGAGAGUGGUGGUGAACAGGUUUAGAGAGGAGAUAGUGGUGGUGAACAGGGGAAAGGAGAGUGCUAAAAUGAAAAUAAAUGCUUUAAAAUGGAAUAAAGAGAGCAAGGAAUUAUCCUGAGCAGAGGAGAGGAGAGGAGAGGGGUAUAGAGAUGGAGAGUAGAGAAGUGAAUUAUCCUGAGGAGAGGAGAGGAGAGGAGAGGAGAGGAGAGGGGUAUAGAGAUGGAGAGUAGAGAAGUGAGGGAUGGAUUGAGGCGAGAAGCAGAGGGACUUGGAUGACUAGCUAUUUGGAUGAUGGAUAGAGCAGAGCGGAGGAAUGAGAGUGGGGAAAGAGGGAGUCGGAUGAAUAGAGACUAAGUGAGGGAUGAGUGAGGGGAACGAAGGAGAAGAAUCUGCAGAAGAAAGAGAGGAGAGAGAUCGCCAUAGCUUCUGUUUUGAUAGAAGUUUGAACUUGGCACUUAACAGACGCUGCCCCCCCCCCUCCCUCUCCAUCCAUCCCUCCUUCAUUCAUCUCUCCCACUCAAUUCAAUGACAUGGCAUCCAGUUGUAAUGAACUGCUAUUGGCGGAGCUGCUAUUGGCGGAGCUAUAAAUUCCAGUGUUGCCGUUGCCCUCAGGGCACUAAUAUGUGGCGUGCGGCCAUUGAGCGGUUAACAGACACACUCAAUAUUUAGAGCCGACAUGGAUACCUCCCAGUCAUGUAGUUGCACCGUGGCCAAUGCUAACUUAAUGACUGUGUAAUGCGACUGUGGCACUGCUGCAGCUCUAUGGAGGCAGAACUACAGACACGUUUAUCACUGUCAGAGACACUACUGGCCUUAUUCAGUCAAAUAACUGCUAACCAACUGGGUUAUGGGGAUAAGUAUUUUAUGUGUCGGAAUAGAUUCUUCAUUUAUAUACUCUUAAUGUUUAGUCUAGGUUUUUCUACCGCGGAACGUUUUGAUUGGCUCAAACAUCAUGAUGUCUAAUGUUAAGGACGUAAUAUUAAACAUAUGACUUCAAACAUGCUUUCAUUCCCAGGAACGCCAGAAUAAGUCCUUAUUCUAUUCAUAGAAAUGGUGCAGACAAAACACCUGUUGUUUUGGAUUGAGUAGGAUGGGAGGUCUUUUGUAGUGGGUUGAGAUGUGUUUCCCGAUGAUUGAAGCCAUCGGAGGCAUUUCAGGAUAUUCAGAGAAGAAAUGCCAACGCAGAAACAUGUUAUGUGUGUGUGUGUUUGGACAAUAGAGUUAAUAUGUAGGCAGCAGUGGAGAGUUCUCUCUCUCUCUAUAUAUAUAUAUAUUAAUAUAUAUACUAAUGUACACUGCUCAAAAAAAUAAAGGGAACACUUAAACAACACAAUGUAACUCCAAGACAAUCACACUUCUGUGAAAUCAAACUGUCCACUUAGGAAGCAACACUGAUUGACAAUAAAUUUCACAUGCUGUUGUGCAAAUGGAAUAGACAAAAGGUGGAAAUUAUAGGCAAUUAGCAAGACUCCCCCAAAAAAGGAGUGAUUCUGCAGGUGGUGACCACAGACCACUUCUCAGUUCCUAUGCUUCCUGGCUGAUGUUUUGGUCACUUUUGAAUGCUGGCGGUGCUCUCACUCUAGUGGUAGCAUGAGACGGAGUCAGAACCCACACAAGUGGCUCAGGUAGUGCAGUUCAUCCAGGAUGGCACAUCAAUGCGAGCUGUGGCAAAAAGGUUUGCUGUGUCUGUCAGCGUAGUGUCCAGAGCAUGGAGGCGCUACCAGGAGACAGGCCAGUACAUCAGGAGACGUGGAGGAGGCCGUAGGAGGGCAACAACCCAGCAGCAGGACCGCUACCUCCGCCUUUGUGCAAGGAGGUGCACUGCCAGAGCCCUGCAAAAUGACCUCCAGCAGGCCACAAAUGUGCAUUGGGGCAUGGGGUUGAGGGUUGAGGGUUGAGCAUGGGGUUGAGAUCUGGAAACUGGCUAGGUCACUCCAGGACCUUGAAAUGCUUCUUACGAAGCCACUCCUUCGUUGCCCGGGCGGUGUGUUUGGGAUCAUUGUCAUGCUGAAAGACCCAGCCACGUUUCAUCUUCAAUGCUCUUGCUGAUUGAAGGAGGUUUUCACUCAAAAUCUCACGAUACAUGGCCCCAUUCGUUCUUUCCUUUACACGGAUCAGUCGUCCUGGUCCCUUUGCAGAAAAACAGCCUCAAAGCAUGAUGUUUCCACCCCCAUGCUUCACAGUAGGUAUUGUGUUCUUUGGAUGCAACUCAGCAUUCUUUGUCCUCCUAAGGCGACGAGUUGAUUUUUUACCAAAAAGUUAUAUUUUGGUUUCAUCUGACCAUAUGACAUUCUCCCAAUCUUCUUCUGGAUCAUCCAAUUGCUCUCUAGAAAACUUCAGACGGGCCUGGACAUGUACUGGCUUAAGCAGGGGGACACGUCUGGCACUGCAGGAUUUGAGUCCCUGGCGGCGUUGUGUGUUACUGAUGGUAGGCUUUGUUACUUUGGUCCCAGCUCUCUGCAGGUCAUUCACUAGGUCCCCCCGUGUGGUUCUGGGAUUUUUUCUCACCGUUCUUGUGAUUAUUUUGACCCCACGGGGUGAGAUCUUGCAUGGAGCCCCAGAUCGAGGGAGAUUAUCAGUGGUCUUGUAUGUCUUCCAUUUCCUAAUAAUUGCUCCCACAGUUGAUUUCUUCAAACCAAGCUGCUUACCUAUUGCAGAUUCAGUCUUCCCAGCCUGGUGCAGGUACAAUUUUGUUUCUGGUGUCCUUUGACAGCUCUUUGGUCUUAGCCAUAGUGGAGUUUGGAGUGUGACUGUUUGAGGUUGUGGACAGGUGUCUUUUAUACUGAUAACAAGUUCAAACAGGUGCCAUUAAUACAGGUAACGAGUGGAGAACAGAGGAGCCUCUUAAAGAAGAAGUUACAGGUCUGUGAGAGCCAGAAAUCUUGCUUGUUUGUAGGAGACCAAAUACUUAUUUUCCACCAUAAUUUGCAAAUAAAUUCAUUAAAAAUCCUACUAUGUGAUUUUCUGGAUUUUUUUUUCUCAUUUUGUCUGUCAUAGUUGAAGUGUACCUAUGAUGAAAAUUACAGGCCUCUCAUCUUUUUAAGUGGGAGAACUUGCACAAUUGGUGGCUGACUAAAUACUUUUUUGCCCCACUGUAUAUCUUUUUAUCUACCCCCCCCUCUCUCUCUCUGUCUGUCUGUCUGUCUGUCUGUCUGUCUGUCUGUCUGUCUGUCUCUCUCAAUUCAAUUCUCUCUCUCUCUCUCUCUCUCUCUCUCUCUCUCUCUCUCUCUCUCUCUCUGUCUCUCUCUCUCUCUCUCUCUCUCUCUCUCUCUCUCUCUCUCUCUCUCUCUCUACCUGUAUCUCUGUUUAUGUAAUUCCUCUAUAUUUAAUCAUCUUCUUUAUUAAACAUCAAUCUCUUAUCAUAGCCAGGUUGCUCAAGAUCUACUGUGAAAUUCAAAGUCCGUCCAGAUAAGCAGGACCUCGGGAGAUGACUUCAAAUCCGGUCACUAGGGGCGAUUACCAUCAAGUAGGGUUUUAUUAGGUCGUUGUGGACGGGAAUGGUGGAUGGGCGUAGGUUGUGAGGUUCGGCUCUGAACCGAAAAAUGGUUUAACCCUAUCCCAAAACCUUAACCCUUACCUUAACCUUUUAGAAUCAAUGUCUAAACUUAACCUUUCAAAUUUGACGUUUAUCGACAAACGUUGGAUUCUGUAGUGAGACUGUGAGAGUUUGUUUUUUAUUCUGCUCAGAGGCACACACACACACGCACACGCACACACACACACACACACACACACACACACACACACACACACACACACACACACACACACACACACACACACACACACACACACACACACACGACACACACACCACACACACACCACACACACACCACACACACACCACACACACACCACACACACACACCACACACACACAGAGAGAGCAGGUAGGCAGACUCUAGGGAAGGGGCAGUGUGAGUCUUUCUAACAUUGCAUUAAUAAGACAGGGUUUUCCCUAGAUAGGUAAAGGGGCUUAGGCGGGCUGGGGGAUGUUUACUAACAACUCCCUGGAGACACACUAAUUAGCUACUAGAUCAGAUGAAGGCCUUUCUCUCUCUGUUAUUCUGUUAUUCUCUCGCUCUCUCUCUCCCCCUCUAUCUCUCUUUCUCUCUCUCUCUCGCCCCCUCUCCCGCCUCUCUCUCCCUCUCUCUUUCUCCCUCUCUCUCUCUCUCUCUAUCUCUUUCUAUCUCUUUCUUCCUCCCCACUCUCUCUCUGUCUCAGGUAAUGGCUUCCCUCUGCAAAUUGGUUUUAUCACUCUCUUUGUGUUUGUGUCUCUCUCUCUGUCCUACUUGUCUUUCCUCUCGUCUUGAUCUCCAUGUACUCUCUUUCCAGAUGUCCUUUUCUCUUCCUCUGUUCCCUCGUCAGACGACUGCAUUCUGUUUCCUUUCCUAACUCCUCCCCUCUUCCUGUUUCUUCACUCCACCUUGUUAUUGAUGCAACACUUCUGUUCUACCUUGUCAUUUGUCUCUCAUCCACAUUCUCCUUUCACCGCCAGACGUCACACUCUCCCCUUUUCUUUCUCUAGGGGUUGUGCCCAAGGACCCAGGGGUCUUUCCUACUCUAUUAGGGGCCAUUACGGCUGCCAUGGUGUCUGCCUGUUCAGAAAGAAGAGAUGAAUCAGUCAUUAUGUUGUUAGGUACUGAAAGACCACAAGGGAGGCCAAGUCACUGCCAUGUAACUGUUAAUAAUGAGAUAAUAUGGACUACAAAUAUCUAUCUCAGAAAAUCAUUAUGAGGACAAAGAGCUAAAUAGACUGUGAAGGUUAGGGUUCCACUUUAUGAAGUGAAUUGAAUAGUGAAUUGUUUAGUGAGCUGAAUAGACUGUGAAGGUUAGGGUUCCACUUUAUGAAGUGAAUUGAAUAGUGAAUUGUUUAUUGAGCUGAAUAGACUGUGAAGGUUAGGGUUCCACUUUAUGAAGUGAAUUGAAUAGUGAAUUGUUUAGUGAGCUGAUUAGACUGUGAAGGUUAGGGUUCCACUUUAUGAAGUGAAUUGAAUAGUGAAUUGUUUAGUGAGCUGAAUAGACUGUGAAGGUUAGGGUUCCACUUUAAGAAGUGAAUUGAAUAGUGAAUUGUUUAGUGAGCUGAAUAGACUGUGAAGGUUAGGGUUCCACUUUAUGAAGUGAAUUGAAUAGUGAAUUGUUUAGUGAAUUGAAUAGUGAAUUGUUUAGUGAGCUGAAUAGUAAGUUGAAGCUUAUUGUAAGGUGGAGAAAGGCAUCAUUGCUUUUGCCUCGUGUUACUUCAGCAUCAGGAGAUUAGACCACUUAUCAGCCAGGCUUCCACUCUUUCAUUUGUCCUUUCUGAGGUGACGGAGGGGUGGAGGAAUGGAGGGAAGGGGGGAAGGGGGGAAGAGAGGGAGGAACUGUUCUACAUUUAGGAAUAAUGACACAUGCUGUAUUUUGUAUUGUCCAAAUUAAAAUAUUUUCUCUUUCUUUCUUUACCCCCCUGUCUUGUCUAGUUCCUUAUGAAGCUCCAGGGAUAACUGCACUAGAACUCUACAACCACCUCUGUACUGGUCUGAUCUGUGUGUGUGUGUGUGUGUGUGUGUGUGUGUGUGUGUGUGUGU
Messenger RNA from Salvelinus fontinalis (brook trout), 8505 nucleotides. RefSeq names its product trichohyalin-like. The transcript has 2 exons. The record is from RefSeq and is a predicted model, not a curated record. NCBI's taxonomy places the organism in Eukaryota, Metazoa, Chordata, Actinopteri, Salmoniformes, Salmonidae. Bases 1471 to 2892 code for a protein of 473 amino acids.